Messenger RNA from Klebsormidium nitens, 2360 nucleotides. The record is from the annotation of a GenBank genome assembly. NCBI's taxonomy places the organism in Eukaryota, Viridiplantae, Streptophyta, Klebsormidiophyceae, Klebsormidiales, Klebsormidiaceae.
GUCCAUGGCAGUUGACAAGACAGUUCUGAGCACCUGCUGGGGCGCCUUGCUGCUGGAAGGAGCAGCAAAGGUGGAGGUGCCACGGUGCUGAGAGGGGCUAUCCUAGGCUCCAUUUGUAAAGCCGUUCAUUAAAGGAGGCUAGGAGCCACUACCGAGAGGAAGUGGGGCGUGGAAAUUGCACUGUGCUGCAUGUAAGAACUAAAGGGCAAUUGUGAAGCAGACAAUCUUCUCGGAGCUGUGAUUGAGAGAGCCAGCAGCAUCUGUAAGAGGAUUGCUCCUAACCCGGUCUGCAAGACGUCUUGGGGUUUGUAAAGACAUAGUAAUCCACAGGGGGAGCUGUCUUUCAGUAUUAUUAGUUAGGGACAAGGUCAAAGUCUCGUCAUGUCUUUUGGAGAUCUAGUGUAGCUGUGAACAAACUUGCGCAAUCUUCUUGGCAGAUGAGGUUCCAUGUAUUACACCCCUUACACUAAAGCAGUCACGCUUUCUCAAUACCCGAUGUGCUGCCUCAUUCAGCGGUUGCAAUGUCAGCGAGUUCAAGGACUCUCUCUACCUUCUCUCUUGGCCGUGGACCUGCUGCUCCCUCCCUGUGCAUCCCGCCGGAACCCCUGACUCCCGAUUUGACACAGCUAACUGAUAGGUCGCCACUUCUGGGGUCUGCGGGGCUGCUUUUUGCCGGCCAGAGCACUCCCCCAGCCACCAGCCCCCCCAACACUGUCCUCACCAGUCCUAUCUCAACAUUCAGCACCAGUGUGAUCAGUCUCCCUCGCACUCCUGUAAGGACUGUGAACAGGUUGCCUGCGAGUCAGUCCCCGCCACCCCCUGUGUUCACCAUGAGCAGCACCGCUCCAACGCAGGGUGGAGAAGGGGAGACUCAGGGGGCGCAGGCAGGCAACCAGCAGAUUCGACAGCGCAGCAGUCCCCUCAACUCUGUAUAUUGGCUCGCUCUCGAGCUGUUUGUAACCCUAGCGCAGAUUAUAUCCUCCAUCGUCGUUCUGUCGGUGUCCACGGACGAGCGGCCAAAGGUGCCUCUAGGGCUAUGGAUCAUAGGUUACGCAUCAGGCUGUUUCGCUACCCUACCAAUCCUGCACUGGCGCUACGCACACAGGCGGACUCGGACUCGGCAGUCCGGGGGUUCUCAAGUUCGGCAGCGACAGAUGCAAGAUCAGGAGACCUCCGUUGUGCAAGGACAGGAUGCAGCACAGCUGCCGGCCCCUGCGCCUGACGCCAACAACAACUCCGGGGUCUCUUCGUCUCUGCAAUUCCCGUCAAGCGACGCGGGUUCUGCGCGCACGCGCAACAGGCAGUCCCCCACUGAUCCUGUGAUUCAACAGGGGGCCACUGCAGUACCCGCCUCUUCUUUAGCGACCGAGACGGUCGUUGACCUGGGGGCUGUUCAGCCAACAAGGACACGACGCUUCGAUGAUACCUCGUGGACUCUCUUCAUUGAGCGACUGAAGAUCUGUCUCGAUUGCUUCUUUGCUGUGUGGUUUGUCACCGGCAACGUCUGGCUCUUUGGCGGCAACGCGUCCGCUCACGACGCUCCGAAUCAGUAUCGGUUGUGCAUAGUGUUCCUCACAUUCAGUUGCCUGGGCUAUGCCAUGCCCUUCAUCCUGUGCGCCACCAUCUGCCUACUGCUGCCCUGCAUAGCACUGAUGGGCUUUGUGGAUGAGCCCAUGACAGGCCGCGGUGCCUCAAAGGAGGUCAUAACGUCCUUCCCGACCUACAAGUUCAAGGCGCUUGGGAGCGUGAAAAGUAAGCGGCUGACGCGUCAGUCAUCAACCAGCGACUCGGAAGGGGAGGCCGACCGCACCGCCCGGGGUGGCAUCCUCGCAGCCGGAACACCCUCAGAGAGGCCUGUCGCGGCUGAGGAUGCGCUCUGUUGCAUAUGCCUGGGGCAAUACAAAGAUGGGGACGAGCUUCGGGAGCUGCCUUGCACUCAUCAUUUUCACAGCUCGUGUGUUGAUCAGUGGCUCAAGAUCAACGCCAGUUGUCCCCUUUGCAAAUCGGAUAUGAUUGGUGGGGCCGAUCCUUCCGCUAUGGAAAGCGGACAACGGCCAACAACUGUGGCAAGUCAGACUGACCCUGAAAGAAGGGACGCGAUUAACCCCGUUGAGGAACUUGUAUAGGCGAUGUACAAUUAGAUAGAUACUGACUUCUGUCACUGUCAAUAUACUGCAUACGGUUGCCACUGUCUUGUCUUGCAGACGAAGAGUCUGUCGGUCUAUCUUCCAAGAAAUGAUCCUGCGGCAAAUUUGGCAGUGGUGUCAAUUUGCAAGGCACCUGAACAGCCCUGAUUUAAUGAAUGAAUGUUGAAUUCUUGGCCUUUCAAUGAACAAGUUCCGAAGGGGUACACUCCGGCU